GUAAAAUAUUUGUGAAUUGAGAACCCAAAAUCAUCUUUAUCGUUUUUUUUUCAAAUCUCACUUUAUUGUAAGCUUUAUGACAUCUGUGUAAUUUCUACAUCAAUCAAAUACAAACUUGUUUUAAGUGAACAAACAACUAUGAAUAAUAGACGAAGAAAUACUAAUUUGUUAGAUCUGGACAACAUUCAUGAAGAGUCUUCAUUAGGCGAAGGACCAUCUGAGUCUAUUCAUAUUCCCAUAAAUUAUCUUGAGGAAAUUGAUGACGAUGUUGUCGAAUGUUCACCUCGAUCUUUUGCGCAGGUUGCGGCCAAUGCAGGGAGUAAUCGUAGAAGGAUUGCAAUUGACUUCAAUUCGGAAAAUCCAACUCUCCCAUCAGAGAAUAUAGAGAAUCAAACUGUUCCAACAUCUGUUAUGCAUUCUACAGCUAAUAUAACUGAACCAAUUGGUCAAAAUACUAUAAAUUUGGAAGUCAGCAUCAAUGAAGCUGCUAAAAAUGACAAAAAGUCACUAGAAACAAACAAGGAAGUGUUUGAGCCUAAGAUUCAAGCAGUUGAGACUCCAAAAGAGCUUGCCUUAAACUGUCCACUAUGUAGGAACCCUUUUGUGGAGGAAAUGUCAACAAUGUGUGGCCAUAUUUUUUGCAAGAGUUGCAUCAAAAAUACAAUAUCAAGACAUAGAAAAUGUCCUACAUGUAGAAAAAGGCUUACUUCUAGAGGAUUAAGAAGGGUGUUUCUUCCGUCUUCCAAUUGAUGGAACAUUCAAGUUGCGUUGAGAAAAAUUGGGACUUGAUUGUACUACUUUUGACAUUGUUGACUGAGUGUGUUAUUUCAAAUUUGUUGCUUGAAGACUAUGUUUAAUUGUUGUCAUAUUACACUCUCAUUAUUUCUUUGUCAUGGCAUUAUUUAUGAGUUUUAUUUUGUACAAGGAAAUGGCUCAAUAAGUUAGUUGAAAAUACAUCAUUACCCUUGAAAAUGUUGGUACAUUUUCUGUCUGAAAUGAGAUAUUACAAUUGGUACAA
This is a messenger RNA of Lathyrus oleraceus (garden pea), 1018 nucleotides long. RefSeq lists its product as uncharacterized. The record is from RefSeq and is a predicted model, not a curated record. NCBI's taxonomy places the organism in Eukaryota, Viridiplantae, Streptophyta, Magnoliopsida, Fabales, Fabaceae. Gene Ontology annotation, molecular function: metal ion binding; ubiquitin protein ligase activity; SUMO-ubiquitin ligase activity. The transcript has 6 exons. Gene Ontology annotation, cellular component: SUMO-targeted ubiquitin ligase complex. Gene Ontology annotation, biological process: ubiquitin-dependent protein catabolic process. Bases 139 to 750 code for a protein of 203 amino acids.